Molecule: messenger RNA, 2890 nt
Organism: Vespa velutina
Lineage: Eukaryota; Metazoa; Arthropoda; Insecta; Hymenoptera; Vespidae
Gene: Mtmr6
Product: myotubularin-related protein 6
Exons: 13
Coding region: 271-2271 (666 amino acids)
Biological process (GO): dephosphorylation
Molecular function (GO): metal ion binding; phosphatase activity
Source: RefSeq, a predicted model, not a curated record
UUUUUAUGUAUUGGUAAUCCUGCUCAAAGAAUGAUAGUGAAGUUAUCUGUGCUUUAUCUGUCAGUUGUAUAUUUUUUAACUGAAAGACUAUGAUACCAAUUAGAUAAAAAUUAGAACUUUGUAAAUAGUUGUAGUGUAAUAAUUGAAUUUUAUAAAAUAUGAUUGUUUGGCUAACUUCUUAAAAAAAGUAUCGUUAUAUGUACAAUAAAAUAGUAUCUAGUCAGGAUAUAAAAAUAUCCAUUAUAACAUAUUUGUAUACAGUAAUAUGCAAUGGACCAAAUAAAGAUUCCAAAGGUAGAAAACGUCCGUUUAUUGGAAAAGUAUAGUAAUAAUCAUUCUAUAGGUACAUUGUAUUUAACCUUAACAAAUCUUAUAUUUAUAGAACGAAAUGGUAAAAAAAAAAUAUGGGUCUUGUAUACUCAUAUAUCCAACAUAGAAAAACAACCUUUAACUACUACAGGAUCACCCCUAUAUAUUAAAUGUAAACAUUUUUAUAUUGUUACUUUUGUUAUACCUAAGGAACGUGACUGCCAUGACAUUUAUCUUACAUUAUUAAAACUGUCUUGCCCAGUAAAUUUAGAAGAUCUUUAUUGCUUCACUUAUCAAGAAAAAUUACAGCAACAUGUUGGUUGGAAUUUUUUUAAUGUACAAAGUGAAUUUCAAAGACAAGGAGUACCAAAUGAAGAAUGGUCUCUUUCAUACUUGAAUACUAAUUAUGAGCUUUGUGAUACAUACCCAAAAUAUAUAUAUGUUCCAAGCACUUGCGCAGACAACAUUUUGUUAGGUAGUGCAAAAUUUAGAAGUAGGGGAAGGCUUCCUGUAUUAACAUAUUUACAUUCGAAUAAGGCUGUUAUCUGCCGUUGCAGUCAACCACUUUCAGGAUUUAGUGCGCGAUGUCCCGAGGAUGAAUUAAUUAUGUAUUAUAUACUUUGUACAAAUCCUAAUUCAAAAUAUAUGUAUGUUGUCGAUACAAGGCCACGUAUUAAUGCUUUUGCAAAUCGGGCAGCAGGAAAAGGAUAUGAAAAUGAAAAUUUCUAUGACAAUAUAAAGUUUCAUUUUUUUGGGAUUGAAAAUAUACAUGUCAUGAGAACAAGUUUGAACAAGCUUAUAGAGUUACAAAGAACAACAUCUAUGAGUGCAUUUUUAAAUGGUCUAGAAAGCAGUGGAUGGUUAAAGCACAUUCGUUCUAUAUUAGAAACUGCUUGGUUUAUUGCACGAGCAGUUUCUACUGGCGUGAGUGUAGUAGUACAUUGUAGCGAUGGUUGGGAUCGUACAGCGCAAGUAUGUUCUCUGGCUGCUUUACUCCUAGAUCCAUAUUAUAGAACUAUUCAAGGAUUUCAGGCAUUAAUAGAAAAAGAUUGGUUGUCAUUUGGUCAUAAAUUCAGUGACCGCUGUGGUUAUAUUAGUAGCGACGGCAAAGAAUUAGCACCUAUAUUUACUCAAUUUAUAGAUGCAACCUAUCAAUUACUACAGCAAUAUCCACAUAAAUUUCAAUUUAAUGAAUUUUUUCUUUUAACACUUCAUGACCAUGUACAUAGCUGUCAGUAUGGAACAUUUAUUGGAAAUUCUGAAAAAGAAAGACAGACUCUUAGAUUAUCAGAAAGAACGUAUUCUUUGUGGGGAUAUAUUGCAAAUAAUACAAAUGAGUAUAUCAAUCCGCUUUAUGAAUGUAAACAUUGGAAUGAUGAUUCUAAUGAUGUUCUCCAGCCAAAAUUAGCACCACAAAAUAUUAUCAUUUGGAGAGGAUUAUAUUUUAGAUUUGAAAAUGGUAUUCAUCCUAGAGAGGCACACGAAGAUAUGUUAUUAACAAUUCAUGAUCAUAGUAGUUCUUUAGAAGAUCACGUUAAACUUCUUGCAAAAAGAAUUAAUUCUUUGAGUCAAUUAUUAAAGUUAAAUAACGUACAAAGAAAAAAUAUUCAAGGUAAACAUAAAUUUGAUAAUAAAUAUGUCAAAGAAUCUUUAUCCGAAACUAUUAAGGAAAAUGUGAAUAACGAUGAAAAAAUGAAAAAUAAAGAGCAAGCAAGCCAAAUUGAGAAUGAAUUGAAGACAGUUGCCAUAGAAUGGAAGUCAUCUCGUAAUAUGGAGGAAUGUACUUGUUCGACUACAUUUGAUGCGUUUAAUAGGAAGCAUCAUUGUUGGUCUUGUGGGGAUGUAUUAUGUACACGAUGUAUAGAUUCGCAUAAUGUAUUAACUGGACAUUUAUCACAACGUGCUGUACCUGUUUGCAAAUCGUGUUCUCAAAAUUCUGGUAGUUCUUCGAUUAACCCAUGAUUAUAUCAAAAAAUUGAUAUUUACAUCAAUUUGCGAAAUUAAAAUAAGAAAUAUUUCAUCAAAAGAAUCGACAAUUAAUAAUUAUAUUAUUAAUAUCUCAAACAAAUUCAAUUUAUCCAGAAUAUGAGAGAAAUAUCAAAGUUAUGUUGAAAUAUAAAAAUCAUCUAUAUUGCAAAUUACAAAGGUAUUUUAUUUAUUUGAUUUCAAAUAUAUAUUUAUUUGUAAUAAUUAUAAAUUAACUAAGAUCAUUACAAAAUUUGUAUUUUCGUUAUUAAAAUGAUCUAUCUCUCUAUUAAAAACAAUAAUAUUUCGUAUUAAGAAUAUAUCGAUCUCGUUACUAAAAUUAAUGAAAAAUAGAAUAUGCCUCGGACAAUAUCAAAUUUGUAAUAAUAUUACAAAAGAAUCUAUAUAAGAAAUGGCAAUUCUUUUUCUUGUAUUUAGGCUAUGUGACAUUUAAGACAAUUUUUUCAAACUUUAUUAAAUAAAUACAUGAACUAAAAAUAUUAUUAUAUAAAAUAGAAUGAUAUUGAAUGUAUAUUAUAAUAUUGUAAGUAAAGUGCUAAUAAUAAUAAAAGAAAAUUAUUCGUGAGAUUCUUAAUACAAUAAGGUGUACAAAAAA